AGGCCGGCAAGGGGCGCUGUGUCGCGCAUGCUCAGUGAUACAUGAGAACAAGUCAUAUGUCAAGUAGCACGACAGCUAGCCGGUAGCACGUGGAAGGUGCAUCGUCACGUGACCCGGGAGGGCCAAUCAAGAGGCUGCCUCCCCACCUUGCCCCCACCUGACCGCUUGGAGGUCAAUGACCUUUUUAGGCGCCGCACGCUGACGUCAUCGCCCGAGACCCGAUCGGUUUCGCGUCAUUCCCGCCGCAGACGCGGACGUCCGAGAUCCUUUUUCCCGCGCUCGUCUGGCCGUCCCGCGUGGCUCAACGUGGGCGGCGCGUGGAUGCGCGUGCCCGCACGCAGCCGCUCGCCGGCGCGCCACCGCAGCCACAAGCUGGACGUGUCGCGGCGGAUGGACGCUGAGGUCUCUGCUGUCUGCUGCACGCGAACGCACCUUUGGAGGAAUCUGCACGGUCCCUGAACGCAACACCGCAGCUUCUUCUUCUUCUUCUUCUUCUUCUUCUUCUUCUUCUUCUUCUUCUUCUUCUUCUUUUUCUUUUUCUUUUUCUUUUUCUUCUUCUUUUUUUUCUUUUUCUUUUUCUUUUUCUUUUUCUUUUUCUUUUUCUUCUUCUUCUUCAAUUUUUUCUUUUUCUUCUUUUUCUUUCUGUUUUUCUUUUUCUUCUUCUUCUUCUUCUUCUUCUCCUUCCUCUUCAUGCACUGAGGAGCAAGUGAGGAGAACAUCAUCAUCACCAUGUUUGUUGUGCAGGUGUGCACUGUCCUCAUCUUCUUCCCGCUGGCCUCGCCAUCAGAUGUGUCAUGUGACACCCUGCUCCUCAUGGCCGCCAACGCCACCUUAUUUCAGACGUGGUCUACAUGGAAUGAGAGUCUACACAACGACAACAACAACAACAGGAGCAGUCAUGUGAUUGGACUGUACUGUGACACGUCUGUGGAUGGUAUUGGUACCUGCUGGCCCCGCAGUGAUGCUGGGCACAUGGUGGCACGACCUUGUCCUCACACCUUCUACGGGGUCAGAUACAACACCACCAGUAGUGUGUACAGGAAGUGUCUGGCCAAUGGGACGUGGGCAGCGAGGGGCAACUACUCCAUGUGCCAGGCCAUCCUGCAUCAGGAGAAGAAAGGAAAGCUCCACUACCAGAUCGCCGUCAUCAUCAACUUCCUGGGUCACUGCAUCUCCAUGUUGGCGCUGCUCGUCGCCUUCUUCCUCUUCCUGUGUCUCAGGAGCAUCCGCUGCCUGAGGAACAUCAUCCACUGGAACCUCAUCACCGCCUUCAUCCUCAGGAACGCCACCUGGUUCCUGGUGCAGAUCACCAUCAACCCCCAGGUGCACGAGAGCAACGUGGUGUGGUGUCGCCUGGUGACAGCUUCCUUUAACUACUUCCACUCCACCAACUUCUUCUGGAUGUUUGGUGAAGGAUGUUACUUGCACACGGCCAUCGUCUUAACUUACUCCACUGACAAGCUGCGCAAGUGGAUGUUCUUCUGCAUCGGAUGGUGUAUCCCCUUCCCCAUCAUCGUGGCGUGGGCGGUCGGGAAGUUCUACUACGACAACGAGAAGUGCUGGUUUGGGAAGCGGGCCGGCGUCUACACGGACUACAUCUACCAGGGUCCCAUGAUCCUGGUCCUGGUGAUCAACUUCAUCUUCCUCUUCAACAUCGUCAGAAUCCUCAUGACCAAACUACGAGCGUCCACCACCUCCGAGACCAUCCAGUACAGGAAGGCGGUGAAGGCCACGCUGGUUCUCCUCCCCCUUCUGGGCAUCACCUACAUGCUGUUCUUCGUCAACCCAGGUGAAGACGAGGUCUCUCAGAUGGUCUUCAUUUACUUCAACUCCUUCCUAGAGUCCUUCCAGGGCUUCUUCGUCUCCGUCUUCUACUGCUUCCUCAACAGUGAGGUGCGCUCUGCGGCCAGGAAGCGCUUCCAUCGCUGGCAGGAGCAACAUUCCAUCCGAGUGAGGAGCACCCAGGCCAUGUCCAUCCCCACGUCUCCAUCCAGGGUCAGCUUCCACAGCAUCAAACAGUCCACGUCGCUAUGACAACACCUCUUCUUCUUCUUCUUCUUCUUCUUCUUCUCUCCAUUCGCCACUUUGGAAGGAAGACAUCUGUGAUGAUGUCAUCAUCACAGACAGACAUAUUUGAUGAUGUCAACAUUGUUGGGAGACAUAUUUGAUGACGUCAGCACCACUGAGAGACAUAUUUGAUGAUGUCAUCGCUGAGAGACAUAUUUGAUGAUGUCAUCGCUGAGAGACAUAUUUGAUGAUGUCAUCGCUGAGAGAGAUAUAUUUGAUGAUGUCAUCGCUGGGAGACAUAUUUGAUGAUGUCAUCGCUGAGAGACAUAUUUGAUGAUGUCAUCGCUGAGAGACAUACAUGAUGAUGUCAUCGCUGAGAGACAUAUUUGAUGAUGUUGUAGCUGAGAGACAUACAUGAUGAUGUCAUCAUCACUGACGUGACAUGAUUGAUGAUGUCAUCAUCGCUGACGUGACAUGAUUGAUGAUGCCAUUAUCGCUGACGUGACAUGAUCGAUGAUGUCAUCAUCGUUGACGUGACAUGAUUGAUGAUGUCAUCAUCGCUGACGUGACAUGAUUGAUGAUGUCAUCAUCGUUGACGUGACAUGAUCGAUGAUGCCAUCAUCGCUGACGUGACAUGAUCGAUGAUGUCAUCAUCGUUGACGUGACAUGACUGAUGAUGUCAUCAUCGCUGACGUGACAUGAUCGAUGAUGUCAUCAUCGUUGACGUGACAUGAUUGAUGAUGUCAUCAUCACUGAUGUGACAUGAUUGACAGCGGAGUGAAGAAAUGUUGCUUUUGGCUGAAAGUCUGAUGCCAAAGUUUGACUGCACGUAUUGAUGGCUACAUGUAGUGAUCAAUAAGUGUAUUGAUCACUGCACGUAUUGAUGGCUACAUGUAGUGAUCAAUAAGUGUAUUGAUGGUUACAUGUAGUGAUCAAUAAGUGUAUUGAUCACUGCACGUAUUGAUGUAGCCAUCAAUAAGUGUAUUGAUCACUGCACGUAUUGAUGGCUACAUAUAGUGAUCAAUAAGUGUAUUGAUCAAUAAGUGUAUUAAUGGCUACAUGUAGUAUCAAUAAGUGUAGUGAUCAAUAAGUGUAUUGAUGGCUGCAGCAGACCAGGAAGUUGUGUGUACAUAAUGACAUUCCUGUGUAGAAUCUUCUAGAUGCUGAUGUAUUAUUGUUUGCAUGCCCUUCAGUUGUGUGACAUGAUUAUAAUGAUUCAUGUUUGAAUGAACAUGUUUGACUUUGUUGUGGGAGCACACAAUGAAAAUGAUAUUUUACACUCAAGCACAAUAUUUCAUACAAUUAUCAUUUUAGGAAAUGAUCAAAUGUAACUUUUUACACUUUUUCUCAGUUUACAUAACUCAA
Molecule: messenger RNA, 3372 nt
Organism: Nerophis lumbriciformis (worm pipefish)
Lineage: Eukaryota; Metazoa; Chordata; Actinopteri; Syngnathiformes; Syngnathidae
Product: corticotropin-releasing factor receptor 1-like
Biological process (GO): cell surface receptor signaling pathway; adenylate cyclase-activating G protein-coupled receptor signaling pathway
Cellular component (GO): plasma membrane; neuron projection
Molecular function (GO): corticotrophin-releasing factor receptor activity; corticotropin-releasing hormone receptor activity; corticotropin-releasing hormone binding
Source: RefSeq, a predicted model, not a curated record